CAUCCCAGUUGUGAUUUGUCUUUGCAAUAGAUUACGACGAGAUCAAAACCACCUUGUUCUCUGAAUUUAUUUACUAGUCUCGCGUCGCGUCACAUCCAAACCGAUAUCUUGUUCCCUAGGCAGGCCCUAGGCAUCUCUCAUCAUGGCCUCCACCUGCAUCGCCAACCGCACCACCAUCCUGGCCGAACACUCCGCCCCAGGAAGCUCCUCAACCUCCGCCUCAUCCCUCGCCUCCAUCAUCCUCCCCAAGAUCACCCACGACAAAUGCCAGAAGCUCACCUUCACCCACGACCGCCUCUUCGUGCACUACAUCGCCGACUCGCCCACAGGGUCCACCGAAGACAUCAGCCGCCAGGAGGUCAACUCCUACGCCCCGCUGAGCUUCAUCGUCGUCGCAACCGCCGAACAAGGCCGCCGCAUCCCCUUCGCCUUCCUCCUCGAAAUGAAGCGCAAGUUCCUAGCCGCCUACCCCCCCAACACCACGGACUUCUCCUCCCUCCCCGCUUACGGCUGCGCCGCUUUUAAUACCGACCUGCGCGCGCUGCUCCAGACGUAUAAUACCGCCCCGCCGUCUGACUCGCUUGCCUCUGCCCGUCGCGAAAUCGAUAGCGUGCGUGAUAUUAUGACGGAGAAUAUUGAGCGAGUGCUGGAGCGCGGCGAGCGCAUCGAUCUGCUUGUUGAUAAGACGGAUCGGUUGGGCGGCAAUGCGCAUGACUUCCGCCUGCGGAGUCGUGGGCUGCGGAGGCGUAUGUGGUGGAAGAAUAUUAAGCUCAUGGUGCUGCUGGUUGUGGUCGUUAUCUUCCUCAUGUACCUGUUUGUGGGCAUGGGGUGCGGACUGCCGGCCUGGGGUAGGUGUGUGGGCCACAGUGAGUAAAGUAUGCUGUGCAAUGUGCAUGGGGUUUUAAUCUUUUUGCUCACGUUGAUGCUAAGUGCUUGGUCUGUUUGUUUGAUCGUGAUCGCGAUUUCCAUAGCGCGGUGGGAAUACCGUUCCGCCGAUUCAGUUCGUGAUAUCCGCAUUUUCGCAAGUUAGCUGGUUGGUCUUUUCUUUGUAUUAUAACGUCGAUAUUCACCAGUCCCAUUCAAGGAUGGCGAGAGAUUACAC
Messenger RNA from Aspergillus campestris IBT 28561, 1102 nucleotides. Its product is annotated as putative synaptobrevin-like protein Sybl1. The record is from RefSeq and is a predicted model, not a curated record. Gene Ontology annotation, biological process: vesicle-mediated transport. Gene Ontology annotation, cellular component: membrane. Lineage: Eukaryota; Fungi; Ascomycota; Eurotiomycetes; Eurotiales; Aspergillaceae. Bases 143 to 874 code for a protein of 243 amino acids. The transcript is spliced from 2 exons.